AGAAGGAGGAGGAGGAACAAGAAAGAUGUGUGUUUUAAAAGGGUGUGUUACUCCUGUGGAAGUGUUUGAGGCAGCCACGGGACACUUCUUUCUUUCUUUCUUUCUUUCUCAUGUUGUGAGCUGCUGAGACUCAGACGAGACCUGUGGGGAGAUGCAGAGCAGCAGCACCAGCAGUGGGACUGACUUUCAGCCCCUGAAGGAAAGGUGGACGGCCUUGUUGGAACACUUCAAAGAUGACCCCAGGGUAGCACGGCUGAUGAACACAAGAAUUGGACAGUACCUCAGCAACCACUCGUUUGUAGCUCUCUCAGUUUUAAUGUUCAGUGCCAUGGCUGCAGUGCCUGUUGGACUCUUUCUCACUUUUGCUGUUGUGACCACGAUGAUGUCGGCUGUGGGUUUUGUUUUCUUUGAGGCGUUCCUGCUGUUUGUCGGAGGUUUGGCUCUGCUCUGGGUGCUCUCUGGCAUCGCCCUCUUUGCCAUCGUGGCUUCAGCCAUCGUUAAUUUUAUGUAUAUCACCAUCUUCGGCCUGUUGAACCGUUAUUACCCACAUCUGACAAAGGAAGGUGUAAUCGAGGGAGAGGAGAGCGAAUGUGAAACCUCAAAAGAGAAGGACUUGAAGGACGAGUAGUGCGUGUCUUCUUCUUCUGUCUGGCUGAAGUUUAGAGUCAGCGCUGCCUGAAGCUGGGUGGCUGCGAUGCAGUGAUAAAGACUCCUGGAUGUGUUUUGUUUGAAAUCUGUUGUAGCAGAUCUCAUGGUUACUGUAAGCUUAAUAUUUUUGUUUCAACAGUCUCAUUGUAGUGGAAUAAGAGAGAAACUCAUUUAAUAACUAAUCUGGAACCUACCUCAUUUACUAAGUCAAAAAGCCUUAUUUUAAUCAAAUAUUCAAGAUGGACUCAAUUUUUCGAUCUGAAGAGUGAAGCUGAUGAGGAGGUGCUUUAAACAUGCACUCUUUCUAAUGGCCACACUGUCUCAUGGUACAACAUUAUUUAUCAAAAAGCAGAGCAAAGCUGAGUAUUCAGGGCGGGACUGCUUUGUGAUUGACAGCUCGCUCACCUAUGAGGUACGUAUCCCUCAGUUUUUCAGUCAGAUCCGUCCCUUAAUUGUAACGUCCAGUUUAUUAAAAACACUCAGAAAACAUUCAGCCUUCUCAGCAGGACCCACCAACCAGUGAGGGAGGCUUUAUGGGAGGCUCACUUCAAGAACCAGAAAGGAGGAACUUAUGCACUCACAGAGUACUUUAUCCCCCAAAAAAGGUUAUGCACUACUUUAUUAUAAAUUGCCAUUAUGUUUUGUUUUGUUUUUUUAAGUGUACAGCUGUUUAAUGUUCACUUUGCUGUUACAUGUGAAGGGGAAAGCUCCCCAAAAAGUAUCGAGUAUGAUGAAAAUUGUUGUACAGAAUACACAGUUUGAUUAUUUACUGUAUACAGUAAUUUAUCAGUGUAGUAUCAAUCCUAAUGAGAACCAUGCUCCAUGACCUGAGAAGCAGAUUAUCUAUACUCCAUACUGUGGGACUGAGUGGACAGAAAUAAACAUUGUUGGAGUAAA
Archocentrus centrarchus (flier cichlid) is the source of this 1545-nucleotide messenger RNA. Its product is annotated as promethin. The transcript is spliced from 5 exons. The record is from RefSeq and is a predicted model, not a curated record. The coding region runs from base 152 to 628 and encodes 158 amino acids. NCBI's taxonomy places the organism in Eukaryota, Metazoa, Chordata, Actinopteri, Cichliformes, Cichlidae.